AGGACCCAACAGAGAUAAAUAGUAGAGAAACAACAUUAUGCAUUAUCCAGAGAAUUUUCUGAUUGGACACUGAAAAGAUCAUGCUGGACAAUGCGGGAGGAUGAUAGAACGGCUGCGCCUUCUCAACUACACAGUUGCAGGAGGUGGAAGAGUGACACCUUUCAUAAUGAACUGUGCAGUGAUUCUUUUAUUGAUCUCAAGCAUCUUCACCUGGUCUUCAGCUUUAUAUACCCCCGAGAGAGCAGCAUCGAAGAAGCUGAAGUAUCUUCUUGAGCCACCUGUGUCUGCAGAUGUCACUGGCCGAAGCGGAGAUAAUGUCACCUUGCCAUGUAUCUUGAGAAUCAAACCCAGCCAUUACAAGGUUAAAUGGACAAAGAUUGAACCAGAGAACGUUGGACCAGAAAAUAUUAUUAUGAUAUCAAAUGCACAUGCCAAUAAGCCAUAUGGCCCUCUUGGACAGCGAGCUUCUCUACGGAAGGCUCACGCCAUGGACGCCUCCCUAAAGCUCAGCAAUCUUGAAUUGGAAGAUGGUGGCAUGUAUCGCUGUGAGCUGGUCAAUGGCAUCGAGGAUGAGAGUGUCACCAUUACUUUGAGGAUUGAAGGUGUGGUCUUCCCAUACCAGUGUAAAAAUGGCCGUUACAGAUUCAAUUUCCAAGAAGCCAAGGAUGCUUGUGCUGAGCAAGAUGGCAUAUUAGCCACAUAUAACCAGCUUUACAGAGCCUGGACUGAGGGGUUGGAUUGGUGCAAUGCAGGUUGGCUCCUUGAUGGAACUGUUCAUUAUCCGAUCAUUCAUCCACGACCAGUUUGUGGAGGAGAGUUGCCUUCAGGCAUUCGCAGUUAUGGGACAAAGGAUAAGAACAAUGAUCGGUUUGAUGCUUUCUGCUUCACUUCACAGACAUCUGGUUCCAUCUUCUACAUAUCGGGGUCUUUCUCCUUCGAACAGGCAGGGCAGUCUUGUAAACGUCAGGAAGCUGAGUUGGCAUCAGUUGGCCAGCUUUAUGCUGCCUGGCAUUUCCAUAACUUUGACCAGUGUGAUGGCGGUUGGCUAAAAGACGGCAGCGUUCGGUUUCCCAUCAGCAACCCCAGGUACCUCUGUGGAGGCAUCCCAGAGGCAGGCGUACGCUCAUUUGGAUUCCCAGACAAGAAUACACAUGUUUAUGGAGCCUAUUGCUAUAGGUAGUCCAAAAAACAAAUAAAUAAUAAGACAAUUUGAAAAAACAAACACACUUGUACAUCAGUGUCUCAACACAGCAUGAAAACCUGCAGUACAUGUAUAUACAGCUUUAUAUGCCAAAGGAUUAGCCCAAAUAAGAAAGGCUAGAGACAGUUAAUGACAGUAAAAAUUAUAAAGUUAUUUUUACAUUAUUGUCAUUUAAAAAUUCUAAUAAAAUAACUAUGGGUCCCUAUUACUGUAAUAAUCAGUAAAAAAAAAAAACUAAAUAAAACUAAAAGAACGAAAGUUGGUGAUUUUAGGUGACAAGCUGCUGAGACAAAUGGAAUAAUAAGGAUAUUGGAGGCAAACUGAAGAAAAUUAUGUUACACAUGCACAAUCAUCUUUCACUAAGCCUGUAAUGAUAACUGCUCUGCAAACCUACCAAGUGUGUCUGUUUAACAGGACUGACCUGGUUUAUAUGAACCCCUUCAAAGGAGUUUAAA
Messenger RNA from Archocentrus centrarchus (flier cichlid), 1656 nucleotides. It is a transcript of the gene hapln2, whose product is annotated as hyaluronan and proteoglycan link protein 2. Lineage: Eukaryota; Metazoa; Chordata; Actinopteri; Cichliformes; Cichlidae. The transcript has 6 exons. The record is from RefSeq and is a predicted model, not a curated record. Gene Ontology annotation, molecular function: hyaluronic acid binding. Gene Ontology annotation, cellular component: synapse; perineuronal net. Bases 101 to 1180 code for a protein of 359 amino acids. Gene Ontology annotation, biological process: cell adhesion; positive regulation of neuroblast proliferation; glial cell differentiation.